AUGGAUAGUAUUGGUAUAGAUGUCCAAUCAUCUUAAUUUAUGCCAACAGAGUUGCCUGAUAUCAUAGAUCACUUCAUAUGCAAGCUCUGCAAAUAAGUUGUAUAUUAGCCAAAAGAAUGCCCCAAAUGCUCCAAUCUAUAUUGCUUUGACUGCGUUAAUAUCUAACUUUCGGACAAGGGGAAGUGGCAAUGCCCCUAUCCAGAAUGUAAAGCAGCUGAUGGUGUAGUGGAAAUUCACAGAACAGUGAAAGAAAUCCUUGAAAAGUUAGUUUUCUCUUGCCCUAAAUGCAAUACAGUCAAGAGAACUUAUAUUGAAAUUAACAAGCACUCAGCUUUAUGUGAUGGUGAAGAUAAUGGAAGGAUGGAGACUGAAGCUAUUGAGAGUUUCAAGGAGGCUGAGAAAAAGCAGCUAGCAGAGGCCCCAGUCUAAGUGCAAUAUACUGAGAUGAAUAUCUACAUAAUGGAGAAGGAUUCAAAGAAGUUCUAUUUAUAUAACAGCAGAACUCAAGCAGUGUCGAUUCAUGAAGUCAAUUGUCCAAGCAACUUUCCUCAUAAUUUCCAAGCUAUUUAAGUUGGACUUGUUCAAACAAAAGUUUAUAUAGUAGGAGGUGGAGACUUCAAUCAAGUCCCUGAGUCUAUGUUUUAGCUGAGUCAGAUUGUUCUUAACAAUUCGACGAAUAAAUAUUAACUAGAAGCUAGGGAGAAAAUGAAGUUUGCAAGACAUGGUCACUCUUGCUGCAGUUUAGGAGAAAAAUUCAUAGUAGUAACAGGAUCAAGAAAAGAUACUGACAGAGCUCCUUACAGAACUGAGUUGUAUAAUACUGAGACUAAUAAAUGGAUUGAACUAGCUCAAUUCAACCAAGGAAGACAUUACCACUCAAGCUGCUCACUCUAAAGCAAAUUCAUCUUUGUUUUCUGUGGUAUUUCUAAUGAAACCAAAAAAUAUCUUAAUACAAUUGAGAGACUCGAGUUUAAUGCUGCAGAUAUCUAAUCAUCCCUCAGACAAAGAUGGGAAUAGAUAGUUGUUAACAACCAAAACCUGCUUGUACCAAGACAAGGUUCUGGAGUAUGCUAGAUAAGCAAUGAUGAAAUUCUUAUUGUAGGAGGAUUUCACGGCAACUUUUCAAAUGAAACAUUCUUCUUUAACAAUUAAACAAAGUCUAUCAGAAAAGCUUAUAAUGAAUUAAAGGACAGUAUUUUCCCCUUCUAAGUGCCAACUAUUGCUGAUCCUCUUAACCAGUCUGUAUACACAGUGGACUGGUAGACGUAUAAGCUAUAUGAAUUUAAGAAUGAUAAAUGGUAACUUAAAAAGAAAAUCAAGCCAUGA
This is a messenger RNA of Stylonychia lemnae, 1326 nucleotides long. The record is from the annotation of a GenBank genome assembly. NCBI's taxonomy places the organism in Eukaryota, Ciliophora, Spirotrichea, Sporadotrichida, Oxytrichidae.